AGAGAGAGAGGGAGACAGAGAGGGAGAGAGAGAGAGAGAGAGAGAGAGAGAGAAAGAGAGAAAGAGAGAGAGAGAAGACGGGUCCGCUUUAUUUAUCUAUCGAUUGCUUGCGUUUUAAUUAGUGGCCUGUGACUGCGAGUGAAGGGGGGAGGAAGGAGGAGCACAGCGCCAGCCUUACCUUAGUGACACACUUAUUGAAUGUGUUAGGGAUUAAAUUAUAGAUUUUUAUAUCCGAUCAUGCUCCUCGGCGUAUGUUUGUGAGGGCGAUACGCAAACCAAACCAAAAAAAAGCCAAAUGUUUCUGCUUAAACGGGUUACGAUCCCGAUGCUUUUGUAGCGAGCGAGCCGGGUAGUUUUCAGGCGGAUGGAGGGACGAGUGUGUGCCUGAGAUUUUUUUUCUUUUAGACACGAAACCAAAGCAAAAGGCCACAGCGGCGUAUUUUUCCUCAGUCUGAAUGAGAUUUGAGAAGACUGGAAAAGUGACUCCGAGUGACGGCGUGUGUGUGUUUAAAGUUAAAGUGUACGAGCCGCGGCCCGGUUACUGCGACCACAGUUUAAACGUAGCGCAGGAAGAAGAGUGAAGCAGAUCCAUUACAAAAAAACAACAACGCGCUGCUUUAUUUAUUAAAGAGCUGCUUCCUGACCAUCCGUGUGCGAGUCCGAGCAUCAGGUUUAAAACAAGAAAAUAAAAACAGCAGCAAAGGAGCCGUAACAAUGACAGAAAGGCGCAACACCAAAAACAGAAAGCUCGCAUAGACUUCCACACACAGCUCGCGCGCAUCCAUCCACACACCAGCUUCCUCCUCCAGUUCUGCACACUGACGAGAGCGUUUCCACCAGUCUACCUGAAAACUAGACGAAAUCAAAGACGAAGAAGAAGAAGAAUAGAGCAACCGAGGACGAGCGCCUAUAGAACCACCCACCCCACAAAAAGCCAGACGACAGCGGAUCAUGUUUGUUCCCUUGCCGGUGCCGUUGGUUUUUCAGAGAAGCUCUCGCGACUUCGGCGCCUGGCGCCUCAAGGCUCCGCUGCCUCUGCGCUCCAGCUCCGAUAUCAAGAUGUCUAAAGCAGUUGAGGAUGAGAAGACUGGGGCUGACUUUCCUGCAGACAGCACAGACUCAGAGAGGAACAGUCCUGAGGCUAGCGAUCAGACCCAGCCGAUGAAAACGAGUCCAUUCUGCCUCUCUCCGACCCCAAGCCACACAAAGGUUAAAACAGAAGAACCACCCGAGAUGCCCAGUUCUCAUGCUCCACCUCCUCCCCCUGCUCAGCCCACCCUACCACACACACAGCUCAUGCUGGCUGGUAGUCAGCUUGCUGGGCUGGCAGCUCUCCUCCCAGCACAGCAACAGCUUUUGCUCCAGCAAGCCCAGGCACAGCUCCUGGCUGCUGCUGUCCAGCAGUCCAGCGCGGCACAUGCUGCCCACGCUGCCCAUGCUGCCGCUGCUGCCAAUCAGCAGCAGCAGGCCCAGCAGCAGCAAGUCAGCCAGGCCCCAGUGCAGGUCCAGCAGCAAACCAAACCUGAACAAAGUCCCACUCAAGCCCCACCCCCGCUUGCCCUCUCGCAGCCAAUCCAGCUCACUGCCCAGGACAUUCAACAAUUGUUACAGCUGCAGCAAUUGGUGCUGAUGCCAGGUCACCCUCUGCAGUCUCCCACCCAGUUCCUUUUACCCCAGGCUCAACAGAGUCAGCAGGGUCUACUUUCAACACCAAAUCUGAUUCCACUACCUCAGCAAAGUCCAGGGGCCCUUCUGACCACCCCACCCAGACUGAGCAUGCAGACACAGCGCCGUCAUGACGACAGGCUGUGGUCGUUACAGAGGGAGAAGAGCGUUGAGAGUGCCGUAAGCUCAACCCCCUCGGCAGCUUCGCCCAUGAGCUCAGUUGCUGCAGUGACCCCACACGCCGAAGAGCCCAAUGACCUGGAGGAGCUGGAGCAGUUCGCUCGCACCUUCAAACAAAGGAGGAUUAAACUGGGCUUCACACAGGGUGAUGUGGGGAUGGCUAUGGGGAAGCUGUAUGGCAAUGACUUUAGUCAAACCACCAUCUCUCGUUUUGAGGCACUCAACCUCAGCUUCAAGAACAUGUGCAAGCUUAAACCACUGCUGGAGAAAUGGUUGAGUGAUGCAGAAACCAUGGCGAUAGAUAACAUGCUGCCCAGUCCCAGCUCCUUGUCUUCUCCAAUGCUGGGCUUCGAGGGGUUGCCUGGAAGACGCAGGAAGAAACGCACCAGCAUCGAAACAAAUGUCCGAGUGGCCCUGGAGCGCAACUUUAUGACGAACCAGAAGCCUACCUCAGAGGAGAUCCUUCUGAUGGCUGAGCAGCUCAACAUGGAGAAGGAGGUGAUCCGCGUGUGGUUCUGCAACCGCCGGCAGAAAGAGAAACGCAUCAACCCCUCCAGCGCCACCCCUCCCCUGCCCAGCCAGCCCCCCCCCGCGACGCACAAACCCCCCUGCUACAGCCCACAGAUGAUGUCCAGUCAGGGACUAGCUCAGGCUGCCACCAGCCUUAGUGCUACAGCAGUCAGUCCCACCUCCUCUGUGGCUUGCCCUCCUAACCCAACAGGCCAUGCAGCGAUGAGCUCUGCUCAACCUUCAGUGACUCCGCCUCCUCUCAGCACAGCAAGCCCUGCCCCACCCAAUUUGAGCAGCCCUGGUCUCAACACAGGGAACACAAUGAUGGGUGUAAGCACAGGCAUGAACCAGGCUCUCAUCAGCAGCAACCCCUUGGCUACCAUGCAAGCUCUGGCUGCCAGUGGUGGCCAGAUGUCCAUUACAGCUCUUGAGGGCAGUGGUCAGAUGUUCCUCGGUGGAGCUGGAGGUCCGGGGGCCGGACUGCGUCCCUCCCUCUUCCUUAACCGCCCCACCCUGUUGCCCAUGGCAGCAGGCGCCAGCUUGGGAUUGGUCAGUGCUGCCAGGGCAUCUCCUCCUCCUAGUGCCAGCCGCAUGAGCCCUGACUCAUGCUCUGCUUCUCCAUGCUCAAGUCCCACCUCAUUCUGUUCUUUUAGCGAAGCCUCUCCCCCGCCUCUGGGCGGGGCAAUGGCCGAGUGACACCCACGGUGAUCUGUCGUCUCGCUUGUGGGAGAGGAGACAGUGGAGCAGUCGGACCGUGAAAAAAACCUCGCCUUUUCAACCAAAGCCAUCUCUCACUCCCUCCAUUACUCUCCUUCACUCCCUCUCUCACUGAGUCUUUUAAUGCCAAAAAUACACAGACUGAAAGAGGGAGGGAUGAGUGUGAGAGAACGGGGGAGGCGGAGAGAACAGGAGAAUGGAGGAUGUUUAAACCAAAAAAAAAUUGAUCUCUAUUCAUUUGGAGAGGUGGCAUCACAGAGUUUCCUUUUUGGCCAUUAAUGAACAUGUACAUGAACUCCCUUCUAAUCAAAAAAGAGACUUCUUUGAAUGGAUGAAACUGAGGGCAGGGAUGAGAUCCAAAAAGAUGACUGUGUUUAGAAAAAUGGGUGGCAAAGAAAAAAAAGGAAAGAAAGGACAUUUGACAUGUGUCAAUGGAUGGAAGGGAAGAGUUUAAACCAAAAAAAAAAAGUAAGAACGAUGAAAGUGGAAAGAAAAGACACAAAAAGACAAA
Messenger RNA from Colossoma macropomum (tambaqui), 3583 nucleotides. It is a transcript of the gene pou2f2a, whose product is annotated as POU domain, class 2, transcription factor 2. Gene Ontology annotation, biological process: regulation of transcription by RNA polymerase II. NCBI's taxonomy places the organism in Eukaryota, Metazoa, Chordata, Actinopteri, Characiformes, Serrasalmidae. Gene Ontology annotation, molecular function: RNA polymerase II cis-regulatory region sequence-specific DNA binding; DNA-binding transcription factor activity, RNA polymerase II-specific. The coding region runs from base 952 to 3051 and encodes 699 amino acids. The record is from RefSeq and is a predicted model, not a curated record. The transcript has 16 exons. Gene Ontology annotation, cellular component: nucleus.